CGCCCGCACGCUCGUCUUCGUCGCCGACCGCCGCCUCGCGCACCGCCUCCUCGUCCAGGGCGGCGCCACCUUCGCGGACCGCCCGCCACCCGUUGACCCAAACAGCCUCUUCAGCGCCGGCGGCCGUGAUGUCAGCUCCUCGCCCUACGGCGCAUACUGGCGCCUCGUGCGCCGCAACCUCGCGGGCAGAGGCGCUGCAGCCCGCCCGCGUCGCCCUCUUCGCGCCCGCCAGGCGGUGGGCGUGCGACGGCCUCGUCGACAACCUCCUCCGUCGCAGUCGUCGGAGCGACGCUGGCGCUGGCGCUGGCGCUGCCGGAGACGACGCCACUACCGUCACGCUGAGGCCGUUCCUCCGCCGCGCCAUGUUCGAGCUGCUAGUGUACAUGUGCUUCGGCGUGCGGCUGGGCCAGGACACGCUCGACGAGAUCGAGGGGCUGCAGCACCGGGCGCUCCUGACGCUCACCACCUUCCCGAUCUUCGCCUUCUUUCCCGCAGUCACCAAACGGCUCUUCCGCAGCCGGUGGGAGGCCAACGUCGCGGUGCGGCGGAGGCAGGACGAUCUGUUCGUCCCUCUCAUCCACGCCAAGGCCACGCGCGGGAACGACGACGGCGACACCAGCGCCAGCCCGCCGAGCUACGCGGACACGCUCCGCGCGCUGCGAGUGCCCGAGGAGGGCGACCGCCCGCUCACGGACGCCGAGAUGGUCAGCCUCUGCUCCGAGUUCCUCAACGGCGGGACGGACACGACGGUGACGCUGGUGGAGUGGAUCAUGGCGGAGCUCGUCAACCACCCGGACGUGCAGGCCAAGGUGCACGAGGAGGUCAUCAGGUCGCCGUCGUCGUCCAAGCUGGCAGACCACGGUGGCGAUGACAUCCAGGUCGGCCAGGCGAUGCCGUACCUCAAGGCCGUGGUGCUGGAGGGCCUUCGCCUGCACCCGCCGGGCCACUUCGUGCUCCCGCAUGGCGUGCAGACCGACGGCGCCGACGUCGGCGGCUACACGGUGCCCAGGGGUGCGGAGCUGAACUUCCUGGUGGCAGAGAUCGGGCGUGACGAGACGGUGUGGACAAAGGCGCGGGAGUUCCGGCCGGACCGGUUCCUGGACGGCGGGGAGGGCUGCGGCGUCGACAUCACCGGCAGCCGGGAGAUCAAGAUGAUGCCUUUCGGCGCCGGGCGGCGCAUGUGCCCCGGCUACUCGCUCGGCGUCCACCACGCCGAGUACUUCGUGGCGAGGAUGGUGCGGGACUUGGAGUGGCGCCCGCCGGUGGACGGCGUGGCGGUGGAAAUAGCGGAAGCGCUGGACUUCACCGUCGUCAUGAAGCAGCCGCUCCGUGCACGCAUCAUCGCCAGAUAUUAGCUCCAUGCGUGGUAUUCUGCUGGGGAUAAGAUAAGCUACUAUUCUGUUACAUCAGUAUCCCUUCGUGGAUGUACUACUAAUCUGUUGGCGAUGCUUGAUGCUUCCAAGAGCUGGAGUAGAAUACAUGUAGCUACACCGUUUACUAAUUACCCUACUAAUAUAUACAACUACACCUUUUACCAAUUAUAAU
Molecule: messenger RNA, 1545 nt
Organism: Zea mays
Lineage: Eukaryota; Viridiplantae; Streptophyta; Magnoliopsida; Poales; Poaceae
Product: putative cytochrome P450 superfamily protein
Exons: 1
Coding region: 129-1355 (408 amino acids)
Cellular component (GO): membrane
Molecular function (GO): heme binding; iron ion binding; oxidoreductase activity, acting on paired donors, with incorporation or reduction of molecular oxygen, NAD(P)H as one donor, and incorporation of one atom of oxygen
Source: RefSeq, marked provisional